AUGGCGAACAAGAGGAAGCGGGCCACCGUUGCUGCCGAAGCCCCGGUGCCCGACGCGCUCAUCAACCGGGUCUCACCGCGGUCGAAGAAGAUGGUCGUCUACACGGAGGAAAACGCCACGGACGAGGAAGUCCCGGGCCUCGCCGUACUUCCAUCCCUGGACGCGUUUGAAGGCCCGUUGAGUGAGCUAGACGAAGACCCCGGCGACAAGGCACCGCCCAAGAAGAAGAGGCAGCGACGCCGGCGGCGAAAGAAUGACGAGCCGGUCGUGUACGACAUACCCCCGGUGGAGACGAAGACCACAACGUUCAAAGGACGACUGGGGUAUGCCUGUCUUAACACUAUCUUGCGCGCGCUCAAGCCGGAGCCGGUGUUCUGCUCGCGCACGCUGCGGAUCGACACCAUCCUCAAGCCGGAUUUCGGGAUGGACUACUGCAAGGAGUUGGGCAGGAAGAACGCGGAGGACCUUUCGCGGCUCAUCCAGGCGCGCUCUAGCUUUUCGAGGUGGAACGAUGACAACAACAUCAAGUUUCUGCGGGUGUCUUCGGAGCUGUUCCCAUUCGCGUCCCAUGACAAGUAUGGCUACACGCUGGAUUACGCAGCCAAGGAGCUCAAGGCCGCCGGUGAUCUCGCUAAGAAGUAUGGACAUCGGCUCACCACACACCCAGGCCAGUUUACGCAACUUGGCUCUCCCCGGGACGUGGUCGUGGAGGCGGCCAUUCGCGACUUGAAAUACCACUGUGAGAUGUUCCGACACAUGGACACCGGUCGGGACAGCGUUAUGAUCAUCCACAUGGGUGGUGUUUUCAACGACAAGCAGGCUACGAUCGAACGCUUCAAGGAUGUGUACAAGCACAAGUUGACAGAUGAGAUCCGUGACAGAUUGGUGUUGGAGAACGACGAGAUGUGCUACAACCCAGACGAACUCCUCCCAGUGUGCGAAGAGCUCGAGAUUCCCUUGGUGUUCGAUUACCACCACAACUGGAUCUAUCCCUCCGAGCAACCACUUCCCGAGCUCAUUGCGCGCAUCAACGCGAUCUGGCAUAAGAAGGGCAUCAAACCCAAGCAACACCUUUCUGAGCCCUGCCCCGGCGCCGAGUCCGUGAUGGAGAAGCGCAAGCAUGCGGACCGCUGCAAGGCGCUCCCUGCGGACCUUCCCGACGACAUGGAUCUCAUGAUAGAGGCGAAAGACAAGGAGCAGGCGGUGUUCCAUCUGUACAGGAUGUACGGCCUCCACCCUGUCGUCCACGAGAACCUACGGCCAGAGAAGCCUCCGAAGCCGUUCCCGCGUCAGAUCAAGGCGGAAGCGGUGGCCGCUGCCGCCGCCGCCGUUGAGCACGGCGAGGAGACAUCUGACGCUGCUCCCAAAAAGCGUCCAAGGGGUCUCAGGGGGAAGGUCAAAGCAGAAACCGUAACCGAGGCGGAGGAGUGCAAGGGUGGGCCAUCUUUUUUGACUGCGCGAGCAUGGUUCGUGCUCACAUGGCAUUGCAGCUGCCGUGGAUACUGGUGUGGCGCUUGCGCCAAAGGACGUCGAGGAGGCUGCGCCUGUCGAGCGCGACUCGACAGCGCCCCCCGCGACGACGCUUGCGAGCAUCGACACAUCGGGCUCGAAUGA
This is a messenger RNA of Epithele typhae, 1614 nucleotides long. RefSeq names its product UV-endonuclease UvdE. Gene Ontology annotation, cellular component: mitochondrion; nucleus. Gene Ontology annotation, molecular function: endonuclease activity. Gene Ontology annotation, biological process: nucleotide-excision repair; response to UV; mitochondrial DNA repair. The record is from RefSeq and is a predicted model, not a curated record. The transcript is spliced from 11 exons. Lineage: Eukaryota; Fungi; Basidiomycota; Agaricomycetes; Polyporales; Epitheliaceae. The coding region runs from base 1 to 1614 and encodes 537 amino acids.